AUGGAUAACUUCUUAAAGAAGGAGAUCGUUCGGAUUCGAAAGUUGGUUGGCGACAACGCCCAGGUUAUUGGGGCGGUUUCGGGGGGAGUGGAUAGCAGCGUGGCUGCCAAGCUAAUGAAGGAAGCUAUUGGAGACCGAUUUCACGCUAUUCUUGUUGACACAGGGGUCACGGAGCCUGAAGCUAAGAGGAAGAUUAUCGGCGGGACUUUCAUUGACCUCUUCGAGAUUGAGGCACUCCGUAUUGAGAAAGAGGCAGAGAACACACUUCGUGCCGGAAAGGUUGAGUGGUUCCUUCAGGGGACACUUUUUAAGGGAGCCGCCAGUUCUACAAUUAAGUCUCAUCACAACGCGGGAGGGCUCCCUGCUCGUAUGCAGAACGGCGAGGCGCAGUUAAAGCUACUUGAGCCGCUUCGAGAGCUGUUCAAGGACGAAGUGCGGGUGUUCGGUCGGCAAUUGCAGAUCUAUGAGGAGCUCAUUAGCAGACUCCCCUUCCCGGGACCCGCUCUAGGGAUCAGGAUUAUCAGCGAGGUUACCCGUGAGCGAGUCGAGAUUAUGCGCAAGGCAGAUCACAUCUUCAUCUCCAUGAUCCGAGAGGCUGGGAUCUAUAAUGAGGUCACCUAA
This is a messenger RNA of Metarhizium acridum CQMa 102, 621 nucleotides long. Its product is annotated as GMP synthase (glutamine-hydrolyzing). The record is from RefSeq and is a predicted model, not a curated record. Gene Ontology annotation, biological process: GMP biosynthetic process. NCBI's taxonomy places the organism in Eukaryota, Fungi, Ascomycota, Sordariomycetes, Hypocreales, Clavicipitaceae. Gene Ontology annotation, cellular component: cytosol. Gene Ontology annotation, molecular function: GMP synthase activity; ATP binding.